This is a messenger RNA of Brenthis ino (lesser marbled fritillary), 1923 nucleotides long. NCBI's taxonomy places the organism in Eukaryota, Metazoa, Arthropoda, Insecta, Lepidoptera, Nymphalidae. The record is from the annotation of a GenBank genome assembly.
AUGGGCCGGAAAAGAAAGUCCACUCGACGUAUGAGGGAGUCUGAUGAUUCAGAGCAUAGUGAAUCAGGUUCACUAGUGCGAAGAAGGCAUAAGUCGCGACGACGCUAUAACAAGUCGCAAACUCGUGAUUCAUCGAGUGGCUCUGAUGUACCGCGACACUGUAGAGUAUCAAAGAAGCGCCGUAAAUCCAGGAGGUGUUCUGAAACGCCUCAAAGGCGUACUGUACCGCGGGGUCAUAAUGGUACCCCGGAUCCUGGCACAACUCAAAGGCGUAAUGUAUCACGGGGCCGUGAUGUUACUCGAGAUCCUGGCACGCCUCCAAGGCGUGAUGUAUUGCGAAACCAUGAAGAGUAUCAAAAUCCUGAGGAGCUGCAAAGUACACACCUUCUUCAAAAUGAAUAUGCAGCGGGGACGUCACAGCCUGCUACUAUACCAGCAGUAACACCAAACGUGAGUGCACCUCAAAUUAAUGUUAGUACUGACUUUAAUGCUAACGUUUUAGCCUUGGCCUUCAAGGAGCUUAUUCAGACCAUGAAAACAGAUGGGGAUGAUAGAUCAGUAAGAACUAGUGCAGAAGCAACACAAUUCACAGAACCUGAUAAACUAUUAGUCUAUUUAAGGAAUGUACGAUUAACUAGGAAGCCUGAGAAGCCAAGUCCAUCCAUGCAAGCAGUUGCCAAAGUUAAUGGUCAAAAUCUUGAUUGCUACGUUGAUUUUGGAAGCCAAUGUACCAUGUUAAGAGAAUCUUUUGCAAGAAAUUUUGUCAGUACUUGGUCAGUAUCAGAAUUACCAGUUAUAAGAGGAUUUGGAGAUAGUAUAGUGAAUUGUUUAGGCAAAUUUGUUGUUGAACUAGAGAUAGAUUCGGUCAAAGCUUCCGUAGAGGUACUUAUCGUACCAGACCAUCUAUUACAAGUACCUUUGUUAGUUGGGCAAACAUUUACGGAGCAGGAACACAUAGUUGUUUAUAAAAACAAAAAUCAAUUGAAAAUAUCCACUUACCCAACAACCAGUGUUCAAUUGUAUGUUAAAAAUUCAGUAACGGUAAAAGGAUUUACUGUCUUAGAUGUUUAUUCUAAACCAGAUUACACAGGUGACUUAUUUAUUGAACCGAGUCUUUGCCAAGACCCCCAAAACCCGUACGAAAUCUCACAGAGCAUAAUUCGCGUAACUAAUAGUCAUGGUAAUAUUGUUAUAAAGGGACUUGACCCUGAGUUUGUUUUAACGAAAGAUAUGUUGUUGCUUCGAGCAUUGCCUUUAACUGAAUUGAAAUUUGAGUCGCUAAAUGUUAGUAAAAUUGAACACUGCCCUGAUAAUAAUAAUAUAUUCAGAAUCGAAGCAGAGGCUAUACAAGUGGAUAAUUCAAUUGGUCCUGAUAACCCCGAUAACUUGUGGGACGAAUGUGUAUCUGAAAUUCAAUGGGGACUGAAUAAUACUCAGAAUAAGGGUACGGGAAAGAGCCCCGCACAGGCAUUAUUUGGUCUGGACUUGGUAGGUACGUCAGGCUCUUUAUUGCAACUUAGUGUUACAGAUAGUGCUGAUAAUGUUGAUACUCCUAUAGAAGACAUAAGGAGAGAGAUGACAGAGCAAAUAAGAGACAAUCAAGAUAAACAAAAGCAACGGUUUGACAAAAUUAGGAAGGAAGUUACAUAUAAUGUAGGUGACCUAGUCAGAAUAGAAAGAGAAAUUUCAUCAACCGGUAACAGUAGAAAAUUAAUCCCAAAACUUAGAGGUCCGUAUCGUAUAAAAGAAGUUUUAGAUAAUGAUCGUUAUGUUGUUGAAGAUACGCCAUUAUCCAGGAAGGGUAACAGAAAUUUUAGUAGCAUUUUCUCUGUAGACAAAAUUCACCCUUGGAUGGUUUUUAAUAGAGCAGACACAGAGUCUGAAACUUCAAAUAAUGAUGAUGCUGACGAGUUAGAAGUAAGA